Empidonax traillii (willow flycatcher) is the source of this 4268-nucleotide messenger RNA. It is a transcript of the gene MINPP1, whose product is annotated as multiple inositol-polyphosphate phosphatase 1. Bases 28 to 1395 code for a protein of 455 amino acids. Lineage: Eukaryota; Metazoa; Chordata; Aves; Passeriformes; Tyrannidae. The transcript is spliced from 5 exons. The record is from RefSeq and is a predicted model, not a curated record. Gene Ontology annotation, molecular function: inositol phosphate phosphatase activity; acid phosphatase activity.
UCCUGCGGCAGCCGCGCAGUUGCCGCCAUGGCGCCGUGCGGGGCGGUCUGCUCUCUCCUCCUCCUGCCGCUCCUCGUCCUGCCGCCGGCGAGCGCGGGCUUGAGCGGCUACUUCGGCACCAAGUCCCGCUACGAGGAGGUGAACCCGCACCUGGUGCGCGACCCGCUGUCGUUGGGUCCCGGCGCGGGCGAGUCGCCGCCCGCCACCUGCGCCCCGCUGCAGCUCCGCGCCGUGCUCCGCCACGGCACCCGCUACCCCACGGCCGGGCAGGUCCGCCGGCUGGGCGAGCUGCACGCCCGGCUGCUCCGCCGGCCCGCGGAGCCCACAGCCUGCCCCGCCGCCGCCGCCCUGGCCGCCUGGCCCAUGUGGUACGAGGAGAGCCUGGACGGGCGGCUGGCGCCGCAGGGCCGGCGGGACAUGGAGCAGCUGGCCCGCCGCCUGGCCGCCCGCUUCCCCGCGCUGUUCGCCGCCCGCCGCCGCCUGGCGCUGGCCAGCAGCUCCAAGCACCGCUGCCUGCAGAGCGGGGCCGCCUUUCGCCGCGGGCUCGGGCCCGACCUCAGUCUCGGCGGCGACGAGGUGGAGGUCCAAGUGAACGAUUCCUUAAUGCGGUUUUUUGAUCACUGCGCCAAGUUUGUAGCCCUGGUGGAGGAGAACGACGCGGCCAUGUGCCAGGUGAGCGCCUUCAAAGAAGGGCCCGAGAUGAAGAAGGUCUUGGAGAAGGUGGCGAGUGCCUUGUGUUUGCCAGUGGAGGAGUUAAAUGCAGAUCUUGUUCAAGUGGCUUUUCUCACCUGCUCUUACGAGUUGGCUAUAAAAAAUGUGACCUCCCCAUGGUGUUCACUCUUCACUGAAGAAGAUGCCAAGGUCCUGGAAUACCUGAAUGACUUGAAGCAGUACUGGAAGAGAGGAUAUGGCUAUGACAUCAACAGUCGCUCCAGCUGCAUUUUAUUCCAAGAUAUCUUCCAGCAUUUGGACAAAGCGGUGGAAGAGAGCAAAAGUUCAAAACCCAUUUCUUCACCUCUGAUUGUCCAAGUUGGGCAUGCAGAGACACUGCAGCCCCUGCUUGCCCUGAUGGGUUUCUUCAAAGACGAGGAGCCUCUCCUGGCCAGCAAUUUCGCCAGGCAAGUGCACCGCAAGUUCCGCAGCGGCCGGAUCGUGCCUUACGCGGCCAACCUGGUGUUCGUGCUCUACCACUGCGACCACGUGAACGCCUCCAGGGAGGAGUACCAGGUGCAGAUGCUGCUGAAUGAGAGACCCUUGUCCUUCCAUCACUCCAACGAGACCAUCUCCACGUACGCUGACCUGAAGGACUACUACAGGGACCUGCUGGAGAACUGCCACUUCAAGGAGGAGUGUGAGCUGCCCAAAGUGAACGUCACUGCUGUGGACGAGCUGUGAGGCCGCUCCGCGUGUCGAUCUCGGUUUGGUUCGACAGGCCUUGUAAAUGAGCACUUUGGAUGAUUUGCUGCUGCUGUGUUGACUUCCUAGACUUGCAGAUUUGGUGGGUUGUCCCAGCUCAGUGUGCUGGUUCUCUGUUGCCUAAGCAGAACUACAAAAACAAACGCUGUAACAGGGAAGUUGCCGAGCAUUUGUAACAAAUCUGUGAUGCAAGACGGGUCCCCGUGUGUUGAUGUGUAGAAAUAAGCUAAGUUCAUUGGUCAGUCCCUCUGUGAAUGUGCCACAGAUGGAUUUAAGAGCUGGGGCAGCUUCUCUUUUAUCAGAGCUGCAGGUGGUUGGACUGAUUCAGUAUUGCUUUGCACUGCCUUUGUUGCUUGCUGCUGUGUCUUCCUGUGCCAGGCAUGAAAUACUUCAAACCUGUGAGCUUUCUUUAUUCUUUCUCCUGAGCUUGUAGAAGGGAAAGAGUGCACAGUCUUUCUUCACAGCUGCACAACUUCUGCCUGGACAGCACCAUCUCUUUUUUGGGCAUUUUAAAGCAGGAGGAUUUGCAAUGUUCCUGCAUGCAUUACCUGCCUGAAAAGGGGUGAGGAGGCAGAAAUCUUAAAGUCCUCACUGACCCAUCCCCCGUACCAACUUAGCCUCUGGGGUAAGUAAAUCAUCUUUAAAAAGGAGUAAAAAAUAAACAGAAAGGAGUGAGGGAAUGGGAAGUAGCCACUCUUUAAGUUGCUCUGGGAGGUGCAGCAGUUGCUCUCUAAAAUUAUCUGGGGGUGUCCUUUCCCUGUCACCCUCCAUUUCUGGUGUUGAAGGUUUGGGCAGGGACAUUUAGGGUGAGCUCUGCUCUGACUCUGAACAGCUUGGUCCUGUCUAGGUGCUGGCAGUUUUCCCAGCAGCUCUGGUUGGAAGGGAUCUCUGGAUGUCUCCAGCCUCCUGCUGGAAAAAAAGUCCUCCUGGGAUUGUUGCUAGCCCUAAAUCUAGGUGGAUUUUGGACUGUGUAAAGAUCUGCUGACUUCUGAUUGACUUCUGCUGCCUUUAAGCCACCACCUUUGGUUCCACUUACAUAGGCCUUCCAUGUUUGAUGUGCCACCUUGGUUUUGAAGUGCAGCUGGUUUUAAAGAGAUGAAUUGCACAGAAGGACUGGUGAUCUUUCAAAGCAGCUGCCCUUAAAGUAGGUUCACUUAGGACUGAAAGCUGGCAAGUAUUUCAGAGCUCUGCAGCGUGGCAGAGGGAGGGCAAACCAAAGAGAUGUGUCCGAAAGGCAGGGAGUCAGAUAAAAUUCCUUCAUCACCUGGAAGGGGACGGCUGUGUGAGCAAGUUGCCCUGAAGCAAAUGAAGGUUUGGAUUUAUGGUGCUGGUAAAUCCUGAAGUGUGUUCACUCAGCCCACAGCUGAGUGUUCCAGAGCUCAGCCCCUAAAGUGAGGUGUGUUCUGCUGUGUUGCCUGGGGAGGAGGUGAAAGGUUGGAAUAAGUGAUUACCACAGCAUAUCAGGAGCACUGUAGGUUUAUACCCUUCAUUCGCUGAGGACUGAGUUCCUCUUGUAGGCUCACCUGCGGAACUGGGAACUCAACUGCUGCAGAAACGAAAUCAGAGAAGAGAAACCCCAACCGCCUCGAAGCUGAGGAGUUAAACUUCGCGUGUGAUUUAUUUUUUUAAUCUUUCUUGAGGACUUACUUAGGCUUCUGUCACUUCUUUUUAAUAUGGCUUGGGGAAAAGCCCUUUAGAUUGACAUACCUGUGAGUUAAGGAGCCAUUGAACACCUGGUUUUUAUUGUUGUUCUUGGAGUUAAGGGUUUUCCUCCCCCUGUUUUGUUGGUUCACCAGUAGAGGUUACUGAAUAUACUGGCUAAAUCUGGUGGGUAUUCCAGCAUGAACAUCCCAGUGAAACACUUGGCCUGUGUUGGCUCUUGCAGCUCCCUCUGAAAGUGGUGGAAGGGCUGGGGAGGAGUUCAGUGCUGCAGCCAGCGUAGGGAUGUAGGUCAGGAUGAUUGUCAGGCCCCGCAUCUCGCUUUACUGCACUAUAAGCUCUGCAUGUCUCCUUUUUCACAUGAUCCCACCUUGAGACCAAAUCAUCUGAUGGUAAUUGCUGUGACUGAUGCCAGUUAGGGACUCGGUUGCAACGCUGGUAGCGAGCUUACAAAGAAAUGAACCUUUGUUUCAAGGCAGUUGAGUUUGGAAACAGCAGAUACCCGGAGUGAGAAAAUCCACCUCUGAACAAAUAUUUUUUUUCUGUGAGUCAGUCACCCCGUGAUGAUUCAUGGACAGAAGGGAUGAAAGCCUGACUAUGGGAGAUGAAUGGAGGAUUCUGUUGUCAGUUCAGCAAGACUGAUUUUAAGGCAUCACGUUUGUUAAAAGGCACAUCCUUCUUCCUUGUGGGGGGAGGAGCGCGUUGCACCUGAUGGCUUUUCUGACCGUGUGCCAGGUGAGGUGGAGGGACCAAAAAAAAUCCCUUCUGCAGCGGGGUAUCGUGUGCUUCUGCACAGGAUGGUUCCUCAGGGGUUAUUCCCUGUUUUACCUUGGAGUGCAGAUCCAUCACACCUCCAGCCAAGCAGAUCUGGCUUCAGCCGUGUCAGCAGUUAACUGGAAAGGGGAAUGUGCUGCUCUGGGUUUAGAGGAUGCUCUGACUCACCCCUUCGGCACAAUUAGAGGCUCGGUGUGGAAACUUUGCACCAUUGGAAGUGUUGGGAAAUGUAAACACUCUGGGCACUUAAAUUGACUCUUACCACCGGGCAGGUGACUUCUUCGCUCUGACCCUUUCAUCUGCUCGACACAGACACUUGUUCAGAUAGUGAAAUGGAUUAAAAUAUUCCUAUCCAGUGUGAGCAGGGCUUGAAGAGGCUGCCACAUCUCCUGGCACUGCACAUUCCCACAUCCUGCAAG